Hibiscus syriacus is the source of this 2683-nucleotide messenger RNA. Its product is annotated as G-type lectin S-receptor-like serine/threonine-protein kinase LECRK4. The transcript has a single exon. Gene Ontology annotation, molecular function: ATP binding; protein serine/threonine kinase activity. Gene Ontology annotation, biological process: protein phosphorylation. Lineage: Eukaryota; Viridiplantae; Streptophyta; Magnoliopsida; Malvales; Malvaceae. Bases 55 to 2568 code for a protein of 837 amino acids. The record is from RefSeq and is a predicted model, not a curated record.
UAUUUCUGCACUUUUUCAUACCCAUAGUUUCGUAGUUUUUUUUAUUUUGUUUCAAUGUUUAUCUCUGCACCUUUUCAUACACAUAUGCUGUUGAUUUUCUUCACAACCAUCCUUUGGGUUCUUGCAAAAGUUGAGGCUCAAGGAAAUGUAAGUGUUGGUGAUUCUCUUUCUGCAAAUGACAAAAACGGUGCAUGGCAAUCACCAUCAGGUGAUUUUGCCUUCGGGUUUCAUUCCAUUUCUGGUGAAAAAGAUAAGUUUCUUCUUGCAAUCUGGUAUGCUAAGAUACCCGAAAGAACCAUUGUCUGGUAUGCUAAGAUACCCGAAAGAACCAUUGUCUGGUUUGCUGAUAACCCGGCAAUCGAUAGAGAAUCGAAGGUUGAGCUCCUUCCGACUGGUCGUCUUGUGCUUACAGACCCUACUGGCAAAGAGUUGUGGAGGUCUCCGGGCAUUACUGGUGAUGCUCCAGUGUCUCAUGCAGCCAUGCUCGACACAGGGAACUUUGUGAUUGUAAGCAGAAACUCGACCAACAUAUGGGAAAGCUUCAAAUAUCCGACCGACACCGUCUUACCGGGACAAGAACUUGGUGUCGAUGGAUAUCUUUUAUCAACUUUGUCUGAAACAAGUUCAGGUAAGGGGAAAUAUCAACUUCGUUUUAGUGAUGGAUCUUUUGUUCUUAAUCAACUAGAUGUGUUCACUAGAAAGCCUUAUGAAGAUUACGCUGUUUUGGGAAAUGGUUCUCGGUUUGUGUUCAACAAGUCAGGGCAUAUCCAGAUCUCGAAUUCAAAUGGAAGUCUAGUCGAGGUUGCACCAGUAAAUGCUGUUCCCAAACCAGAGUUGUACUACUACAGGGCGACGCUUGACUUUUAUGGAGUUUUCACUCUAUAUUAUUAUCCAAGGAACCCCGGUGGUGGUGGUGGAAGCUGGUCUGCUUUGUGGUUUACGCCGAGGAACAUAUGUCGUCGCUUUGUCGAGAGAAGGACCAAUUCCGGUCGGGAUACAUUUGGAACGAACCCUUGCGGUUAUAACAGCAUUUGUGAACCUAUCAAUGCCAAUGGGAGGCCUAAUUGUACAUGUCCCCCUGGAUUUUCUUUCUUGGAUGACAGCAAUCAAUAUGCAGGCUGCAAACAAGAUUAUGCAAACUACCCUGCAGAUUGCAACCCUGAUGGAUCCACCAUUGGGGAAGAUCGGUUCGAGUUCAAGUCAAUGUCGUUUGCCGAUUUUCCUUUCGGUGACUAUGGAGUUUUGCAGCCUGCAACCGAGUUGGAAUGUAGGCAAUCUUGCCUCCUUGACUGUUCUUGUGCAGUUGCCAUUUUGCAGGAUCCAACUUUAAGUGAAGAUGGCAGUGGAACUUGUUGGAAAAAGAAACUGCCACUUUCAAAUGGGUUGUUUGACAGAGAUCGCGUUGAUAGGACAGCUCUAUUUAAGGUACUUAAGUCGGACGCCUCGAGGACAAAACCAGCCAGGCCGAAUCAAAGAGAUGAAAAUCGAAAUCAAAUAAUUUUGAUCCUUGGGGUUCUCCUAGGCACCUCUGCAUUUUUCAACUUCUUUUCUCUAGCUGCAAUUGCUCUGAUCUUCUUCUGCUUAUUCCGAAGAAGACUUCAUGACUUAACCGGUGUUCGUAGUAGAAGAAACUUAGAGACUAAUGUGCAGUUUUUCGAAUACAAAGAUCUCGAGCAUGCCACGAAUGGAUUCAAAGAAGAACUAGGAAGGGGUGCUUUCGGCACGGUUUAUAAAGGAGAAUUGCCAUUCGGUUAUGGAGAUCGUGUUGCAGUCAAGAAACUAGAAAAUUUUGCCCAAGAUAGUGAAAGGGAAUUCAAAACCGAAGUGAAGGUCAUCGGCCAAACUCACCACAAGAACUUGGUGAGACUAGUUGGCUACUGUGAUGAAGGUGAACAUAGACUUCUGGUGUACGAGUUCAUGGAAAAUGGUUCGUUGUCAAGCUUCCUUUUCGGAGUCCUAAGGCCUAGUUGGCAACAAAGAUUGCAAAUUGCAUCAGGGAUUGCAAAGGGACUAACAUACUUGCAUGAAGAAUGCAGUAAACAGAUUAUCCAUUGUGACAUAAAGCCACAGAAUAUACUGUUGGACGAGUCGCUCACCGCGAAAAUAUCCGAUUUCGGGUUGGCAAAGCUUCUAAUGAACAACAAGACACAAACGCAGACAGGCAUAAGAGGGACAAAAGGCUAUGUAGCACCCGAAUGGUUCAGAAACACCCCAGUUUCGGUUAAGGUCGAUGUUUACAGCUUCGGGGUGGUGUUGUUGGAAAUCAUAUGUUGCAGAAGAUGUGUUGAAGUAGAAAUGGAAGAAGCGGCAAUAUUAACAGAAUGGGCCUUCCAAUGUUACAGUGCAGGGAUGAUUGAAAAACUGGUCGAAAACGAUGAAGAAGCUACGGUUGAUGUUGCAAAAUUGGAGAUGUUGUUGAAAGUGGCGAUCUGGUGUGUUCAAGAAGAGCCAAUGUUAAGGCCUUCCAUGAAGACUGUUACAAUGAUGCUUGAAGGUGCUGUACAAGUUCCUAAUCCACCAUGCCCUUUCCUACUCGAAACUGUGUCAAUGUCUACAACAUUGAUCUAGUUUCGAUGUUGUUAAAAGUGGAUUGAAGAUCGAUUCGGAGAUAUCUCUGGUUUCCUAUUCGGUUGGUUCAUAUAUAAUCUUGUUAAGGUAUACAUGUAUUAAUAUCUGUGCUUAA